This is a messenger RNA of Lampris incognitus (smalleye Pacific opah), 731 nucleotides long. It is a transcript of the gene prrt2, whose product is annotated as proline-rich transmembrane protein 2. Gene Ontology annotation, cellular component: membrane. The record is from RefSeq and is a predicted model, not a curated record. Lineage: Eukaryota; Metazoa; Chordata; Actinopteri; Lampriformes; Lampridae. The transcript is spliced from 5 exons. The coding region runs from base 1 to 678 and encodes 225 amino acids.
AUGGCUGCCAACACUGUUCCCACCCCCACUGUGUGGCCAGGGGAGCAACAACCAUCAUUACUGGACCAGGAGGCCUGUCUGUCAAGCCAGCCCUCAGUCUCUGUGCAAUGCCCGGUCAUCAGAGAAGAACACCUCAUCGGUGGUACCGGUCAACCUGAUUCCAGGCCUUGCCGCAGCAAAUCCAAGGGAGAACUGGUCAUCGUCAUCAACGAGAAACUGGAAAACAGUAAUGGAAUCCACCCCGCCGCUGCAGAGACAAACUCCCCUGUAAUCUCCUCUCCUCCCAGAAGGCAGCACUCCAUCUCUUACUCCCACCACCCCCAUCACGGAAAGACACGCAAGGGCAGCCGGGCUAGUUCCAUCGGGUACACCGCCUUCUCCCCGAGACCUUCACUGUCCCGUCACUCCAGCAUCGCCACCAACCCCCCACUGGACCGGACCAAGGUCAAAGACUACCUCUUCCUCGCCGUCCUCGCUUGCUUCUGCCCCGUGUGGCCGAUAAACAUUGUGGGAUUCGUUUACUCUGUUAUGUCCAAGAACAGUCUGGAACAGGGGAACCUGGAUGGCGCUGUGCGUCUGGGCCGUGUGGCCAAGCUGCUCUCCGUGGUCUCUCUGGUGGGCGGCACCCUCAUCAUCAUCGCCUGCAUCGUCAACCUGGCCAGCAUCCUCUCACUGUAACGCCGUGCAUUUGGACCCAAUAGCAGAGAAGGGACAGUUGAGGCAAGUGAAAC